Linum tenue is the source of this 1334-nucleotide messenger RNA. Lineage: Eukaryota; Viridiplantae; Streptophyta; Magnoliopsida; Malpighiales; Linaceae. The record is from the annotation of a GenBank genome assembly.
CCAUACCAAAGAUUUGCUAAGAUCUCACGUUAUUGGAUCCUCAGAAUCCCCUUCUUCAGCUUUUCUUUAUUGCCCUGUCCUCUUUCCUUUCUUACCUUCUCCGCCAUCCCCUAUUAAACACCAACCCGCCCUCCUUAACCAGAAAAUCCCUCCACGCUUCCCAAUUUCGAUUUCCUUCUCAACCCCGAAGAUUAUUAAUUCCUACCUCUACUCCUUCAAAAUCUACAGGCUGCGAUUUUUCGAACCCACUCAGUUCCAGCGAUUUCUUCUAGCAAGGAGGUUUCUUUUGGCUUUUGGGCUUUCUCAUUAGGGUUCUGAUAAUCUUUGAUCUGGAAAAUGGCUGCCGCCGGUACCGAGUCUCUUCGGUGGAACUUGGCCGAGGAAGUGGGAGUUUCGGGUUGUAACCGAAAUAUCGUUAAUGGGUCGGGUUCCGUUUCCGAGGAGUUUCACGUUCUAGCUGUGGAUGAUAGUAUUGUUGAUAGGAAGCUUAUCGAGCGCUUGCUGAAGAGUUCUUCGUUCAAAGUUACGGCUGUGGACAGUGGUACUAGAGCUCUGCAGUACCUUGGUUUGGGUGGAGAGAAGAGUUCUUCCGCUGUUGGUUUCAAUGAUUUGAAGGUCAAUCUCAUAAUGACCGAUUACUCCAUGCCAGGCAUGACUGGAUACGAGCUGCUUAAAAAGAUCAAGGAAUCUAAAGCGUUUAAAGAGAUCCCAGUUGUGAUAAUGUCAUCAGAGAACGUCUUGACCCGGAUCCAUAGUUGUCUGGAAGAAGGUGCCGAGGACUUCCUGGUAAAGCCUGUGAAAAAGUCCGAUGUCACGAAGCUUAAAGACUUCAUGGUGAAAGGUGAUCAAGCCGAGAAAGGCAAGAGAAGGAGCAUCAAGAGAAAGGUGGAAGGUGACUUUGUUGAGCCUAAAAUGGCUACUGCUACUAAUACUACAAUUGCCUCUUCUUCAGAGGAGGAUCAAUCAUCCUCCGCAUCCCAUUCUCCAUCAACAUCAUCAUUAUCAUCUCUGUGUUCAUCUCCCUCUUGCAAAAGAAGCAGACUGCAAUAGCCAGUUACCUAAUAGACAUUCCCGCUAAGCUAUUGAUUCAGCAAAUUUUGUAAGCAGCAUUAAACCACUUAACAGAAAAUAGCAAAUUUUGUAGUCAGCAGCAUCACUAACCCAUCUAUGAUCUACCUCAAAAAGUAGUAUCUGAAAUGGAGGGAGCACUUCAAAGGGAGCGAUCAACUUGAUGUGAUUUGUUUUUUGUUUGUUUGUUUGUUUUUUUUUUUUUUUUUGUAAAUGGUCCAAAUUUAAUCAUCAAUACGAAAUUGAGAUCUCUAAAACUUGAUAUC